AUGAUGAAGACUGAACCCUCGUCCGCAAAGACGGCCAACCCCACCGCGCUCCGUAGCCCGUCGCCUCACCGCAACGCCUACGAGGCGAGCAUCCAGGCGCUGAAGCCGGCGGCCAACGACAUCCUGAGCAACGCCGCCAACGGAGAUGCCCAGGAUGGGAAGCCCAGGCAAUCGAGCCGCGGCCGCACGUACGGCUCUAACGUGCACCGCAUCAAAAACAUGUUCAUGCAGAUGGGAGCCUCCUCGCCGACGGAGGGGGAGGAUCCGGGCAAAGCAAGUGAGAGCGAUAAGCCCGUGCGCCUCACCCUCCCCCGCGCCGGGAGCUUGAACGAAAACGUGGACCACAGCGCGCUGCUGAAACUGGGAGCCACCGUCUCCGAGCGGGUGAACAAGUUCGACCCAAAAGCGGAAGGCAGUAACGGCCAACAACGAGGCGUUGUCUCCCCCUCAUCCUCUGCAUCCUCCAGCUUCUCCAAGCUGCAGGAGACGCGUAAGAUCUUUGAGCAGACUCAGCAACAGGAGAGGCAAGGCGUCACGGGCCGUGUUCUGCUGAAAAAAGAGCGGGUCGCUGGCAUCCAGGACGGGCGGCUGGACGUGGUAGCCCGGUUCAACGGCAGCACAGAGUCACUGGACAGUCUCGACGCGGUGGGUGGUGCCACCGAGGCCGUCUCGCCUACCGUGAGCCAGCUGAGCGCGGUGUUCGAACGGGCAGCCGAGCUGCGGAACAACCUGCACCGCCUGUCAAACACGCCGCCGUUGCCGUCGCGGGGCGUCACCGCCAAACCUGGCACACUCAACUCCAAAAUAAUUGCCAAACGUGCCCGGGGCUUUCCCGCGGGGUCCAAUCGAGAAGACGCAUCAAAUCAAAAUCAGAACCAACGGCAACAGGAUGGAACCAAGAACCAAGGCUCCCUCACGACCGACGGGUUCUCAUCAGCUGCAGAUGGACACCCGAGGGCUGCUGAGUGGGCCGAGAACGGCACAGGUGUGGCAGGAUCGCCACCAGAGGCCAACGCACAGCAGGCGGCCAGCGAGGUAACCAGGGCAAGCCGGGGUGUGCACAGCAGCCCCAUAGAGAACGGCAAGGAGACAUUUGACAGGAACGGUGCCCAUGAGGGAGAAGACGGGGAGGUUACGGGAAGGGCAGCAGGGGGCUGGAGGCGAGGAGGAGACGGAGAAGAGCAGCAGAAGGAGGGAAAUCAGCUGGAUAUCAGCACCUACAGUGCCGCCGGCGAGGAGUCAGCCGGCAGCCAGGAGGAAGAGGAGGAGGAGGAAGAUGAGGCCUACGAGCCUGAGUCCAGCUGCACGGAGAUCACAGGCCUUCCCCCAGAGGACGAAACGCCCCCCAGCCGCAAGAUUCGCUUCAGCACCGGCCCCAUCAAGGUGUUCAGCACGUACUCUAAUGAGGACUACGAUCGACGUAAUGAAGACGUGGAUCCCAUGGCCGCCUCUGCUGAGUACGAACUGGAGAAACGAGUGGAGAGGCUCGACCUGUUCCCCGCCGAACUGGAAAAAGACAGCGACGGCCUAGGCAUCAGCAUCAUCGGGAUGGGGGCUGGAGCGGACAUGGGCCUGGAGAAGCUGGGCAUCUUCGUCAAGACCGUCACCGAGGGAGGGGCUGCCCAUCGCGACGGACGUAUCCAGGUGAAUGACCUGAUAGUGGAGGUGGAUGGCACCAGUCUGGUGGGCGUCACUCAGGCCUUUGCUGCCUCCGUCUUACGGAACACCACGGGAACUGUCAGGUUUCUGAUUGGUCGAGAGAAGCCGGGGGAGCAGAGCGAGGUGGCCCAGCUGAUCCAGCAGACGCUGGAGCAGGAGCGCUGGCAGAGGGAGAUGAUGGAGCAGCGCUACGCAAACUACAUGGGGGAGGAGGACGAGGCUGGUGACUAUGGCACUGACGAAGAGGAGGAUGAGGAAGAGGGGGAGAUGGGCGACAUGUACCCUGGUGCUAUCGAGGUCUUCGACCUGGCUGAGAAUGAGGACAUGCUCUCUCCCCUGGAGAUGGACCCUGAGAAGCUGGCUCACAAGUAUAAAGAGCUCCAGAUCAAGCAUGCCGUGACACAGGCAGAGAUUCAGCAGCUCAAGAGGAAGUUGGCCCACGCUGACCAGGACAAGCAGCGUUGGCGCGGCGAGAAGGCCCACCUGGAGCGGAACCUGGCGGACAACCGCGACCGCAUGGAGAAGCUGGAGGGCUACUGGAUGGAGGCGCAGUCGCUGUGCCAGGCCGUGGACGAACACCUGAAGGAGACGCAGGCCCAGUACCAGGCCCUGGAGCGCAAGUACAGCAAGGCCAAACGACUCAUCAAGGAGUACCAGCAGAAGGAGAUUGAGUUCUUGAAGAAGGAGACGGGCCAGCAGCCAGAAGGGGAGGAGGCAGAGACCUCACACACUGAAGAGGCGGAGCAGCCUCAGGACACGGUGCCUGAUGGUCCUCAGUCCUCAGAGGAGGCCAAGCCAGAGGAAUCCUAAAGGGUGGCUAUCCGU
Molecule: messenger RNA, 2484 nt
Organism: Engraulis encrasicolus (European anchovy)
Lineage: Eukaryota; Metazoa; Chordata; Actinopteri; Clupeiformes; Engraulidae
Gene: ppp1r9bb
Product: protein phosphatase 1, regulatory subunit 9Bb
Exons: 10
Coding region: 1-2469 (822 amino acids)
Biological process (GO): calcium-mediated signaling; actin filament organization; neuron projection development
Cellular component (GO): postsynaptic density; dendrite; actin cytoskeleton
Molecular function (GO): actin filament binding
Source: RefSeq, a predicted model, not a curated record